GUCUUCAUCAUUAUGGAAGACUGCAGAAUGGUGGCAUUUCAGUUCUGAUAUUUAUGAAAUAAUAUUUAAAAAAGAAAUAACUUUUACUGUUUAAUAAAUAAAUAAACACAGUGUUGUUAACUUCUGCGUCAUAAACUUCAUCCUGUGAAUGGCAAGCAAAUUCGAAGCAUUAAUUGAAAUUGACCAGGAUGGAAAUAUACCAAAUCUAACUGGGAAUGGUAUGAUCAAUACAAAUCUUACACUAACAAACCAGCACACUGUUUUGGCAGAUGUUUACACUGAAAUGCCAGUGUCGACGGAGAUCCAGCGCUUACGCGAAAUCCACAAAGACCCAGAGUUGCCCUUAAAUAUCAUUAUGUGGAUAAAAAUUGGACACAAUGACUACAUACCAUUGGCAGAGCACAAGCCAGUUUCCAGCUACUUGGUCAACACUAUCCAAGACGUGGCAUUUAAAUUUACACGCAGAUAAAUUGAG
Molecule: messenger RNA, 475 nt
Organism: Physella acuta
Lineage: Eukaryota; Metazoa; Mollusca; Gastropoda; Physidae
Source: RefSeq, a predicted model, not a curated record